Molecule: messenger RNA, 699 nt
Organism: Otolemur garnettii (small-eared galago)
Lineage: Eukaryota; Metazoa; Chordata; Mammalia; Primates; Galagidae
Gene: BPIFA3
Product: BPI fold containing family A member 3
Exons: 7
Coding region: 1-699 (232 amino acids)
Molecular function (GO): lipid binding
Source: RefSeq, a predicted model, not a curated record
AUGUGCCCACUCUGGAGGCUCCUCAUCCUCCUUGGAUUGCUGGCCUUGCCCUUAACACUGAACAAGAAGCCAUUGCCUGGCCUGGCCAAAGCCCACAUAAACAGCAAACCUACCCUGGCAAGAAUUAUUGCCCAGGGCCUCAUAAAGUAUGAUGUAGAAGGCCGAAUCCAGAACAUCCACCUUUUGGACAGUCUAAAUGCCCCAGGGCAGGUGGCCCCGGGGAUGGUGGGUUGGCUAAUUGGUAGCAGAAAACUCCAGCAGAAGCAAGACAUCAGCGUCAACAUCACCAACUUUCGGCUGGACUAUGGUGGGAUCCAGAUGUCUUUCCAUAAGGAACAGUUCUUUGCAAACAUCUCACUUGAAUUUGACAUUGACUUGAGACCGGCUUUAAAUAACAUCGUAAACAUGCAUGUACACAUGUACCUCAUCGUGGUGUUCUGGCUGGAGAAAGACGAGUUUGGCCGAGGAGAUCUGGUGAUAGGCAAAUGCCACACAGAGCCCAGCAGUGUCUUUGUGACCAUCCUCACUGACACCAUUCCACCCAGGAUGAGGCAUAUGCUCUUCAACCUCAAAGAGAACCUGAGAAAAAUUAUCCCACACCUGGUAGAAGGUCAGGUAUGUCCUCUGAUUUGUGAAAUCCUUGGCCAGUUGGAUGUGAAAUUGUUGAAAAGCCUCAUGAAACAUGUUGCUUCCCAUUAA